Molecule: messenger RNA, 1962 nt
Organism: Magallana angulata
Lineage: Eukaryota; Metazoa; Mollusca; Bivalvia; Ostreida; Ostreidae
Product: UMP-CMP kinase-like
Exons: 7
Coding region: 242-820 (192 amino acids)
Biological process (GO): CDP biosynthetic process; 'de novo' pyrimidine nucleobase biosynthetic process; UDP biosynthetic process
Cellular component (GO): cytoplasm; nucleus
Molecular function (GO): ATP binding; UMP kinase activity
Source: RefSeq, a predicted model, not a curated record
GCAGCCCAGUGGCGUGUCGUAAAAACAAGACACGAACGACUUACCUUUCAGAUAAACCGGAAGUUGUUGUUACACUAGCGAGGUGUUAGCGUCGGAGGCCGAAGAGGUGGUUCCCGUGUACCUUGGAUUUCUAAAAUAAGAUUUCAAGAUUGGUUUCCUGCAGUUUUCAUUAAGGAGCUCCUUCCUGUGUGUAACAAAGACACUGCACCACAUCCAGUGUGUCUCAAGACAUAUAUACAAUAUGGCCAAGUAUAAUGUUAUAUUUGUAUUAGGAGGACCUGGAGCAGGAAAGGGGACACAAUGUGAGAACAUUGUCAGGGAAUUUGGUUAUGUCCACUUGUCAGCAGGUGACCUUCUAAGGGAGGAGAGACAACGCACUGGGUCUCAGUUUGGGGAGGAAAUUGAUACACAUAUAAAGAAUGGGACCAUAGUACCUGUUCAGAUAACUUGUUCUUUAUUAAAGCGGGCUAUGGAAAGCAGUGGAAAAGAUCGAUUUCUUAUUGAUGGAUUUCCACGAAACCAGGACAAUUUAGAUGGCUGGAAUAAGGAAAUGAGUGAUGUUGCUACAGUUAUAAGAGUGCUAUUUUUUAACUGUCCAGAACAGGUUUGUGUAGAGAGAUGUUUGUCUCGUGGUAAAACUAGUGGAAGAACAGAUGACAAUGAAGAAAGUCUCAAAAAGAGGAUAAAGACUUACAAUGAAUCAACCAUGCUUAUCAUUGAACACUAUAGAAAAUUAGACUUAGUUAGUGAAAUCAAUGCAGGAAAUAGUCCAGAUGCAGUAUUUGAGGACGUUAAGAAGGUCUUGAAUGGUUUAAAGUGACCGGUGAAGGAGUAACUGUGAUCAUUAAGUGGACAAAGCUUUGCUCUUGAUGCACUGCAAUGGAUGCCUCAGGAAUUUUCCAAACACAAUCAUAUCUUUUUGCAUUUUACAAAUUUAAGGUUUUUUUUUUAGUUUAUUGAUUUAGAGGUAUGUAAUGCUAUGCUUUUGAACACUGACUAAUAAGAUAAAAGUGGGUAAAUGUACAGGUAUUUGUAAGCUAUCUUAUAUGAUUGUUCUGUUAUGGCACCUUACAUGUGUGUUGUGAAGUAUGUUCCUAACAUUUUCUGUUUGUUAUGGGGGGUUUUUGUUUGUUCUGUAGAAGUAUUUUUAUAAAGUCUUUGUUAUUUAUAGAUCUUUUUUGUUUAAUAAUACCUAUACAUUUGAAGAACUAUUUAAAUUAGCCCAAAGAAUCUUGAGUUAGUAGCUAUGUAAUACAUUUAGUACAAUGUACUUCCAAUAUCAACUGUAUCAUGACUGAUAGCUCCAUAUCAGUUUUUUUCGUUUAUUUAACAUGUACUGGUACAUGUUUUUAGCUGUUACACAGCAGAUUCCUGGUUACUAUAUGAGCAUAUGUUGUAUAAAAGAGUAUGAAAAAUCUUCAUUAUUUGUACAGCUAUUUUAUACCAUUAUAUUUUUGAUCUAACAAAGCUGUUUCCAAAUCUGCCUUGUGUUUUUAAUUAGAUGAUAAGUUAAGAGAGGAUGAAACACUUUAAAUAGUGCCAUAAAAAAAAUUUCAACCUCCGUUUAAUGCUUAUUUUUCUUGAAUUGUAAGAAAGUAGGAGUGUUGUGAAAAAAGCUUGUUUACUUUUGUAUUAAUUAAUCCAAAAAAGAAUAAUGUUAUAGAUUGUAUUGACAUUGUAAUACAUUUUGAAUAUUAUAUUUCAACAAUCAAAUUAACAUAUACAGGUAUUUAUCACAUUUGAUUGCGCAAUAUAAAUUUUAGUUUUAUGUUUGGAAAAACCAUAAUUUAUUUAAUAAUUUUUAAAAUCAGAAUUGAUAGGAAACUCGACCUUUAUGUUUUGUAAGCAAAAAUGGAUAAUGAAUUCCAUCUACCGGAUUACUAGCAUUAUUGGUAGUGUGUAAGCAGAAUGGGUUUUAUAUUUCUUACAAAAUGAUUAAACAAUAAAUGUUUUUACACUACA